GGGGCUCGAGUGGAUCUCCGCUCUGCUUCCUCUUGAUCAUGGGGAAAUUAAUUAGCGGUCAUCCAUGUCUGAAUUUGACACUAGUUCUCACGACAACAACCCUCACUUCCUCAGGGAUCGACCACAUCGCCGUGGACAUGAAGGACCAGAAGAUGACGGUCGUCGGCACCGUCGACCCCAUCGCCGUCGUGGCCAGGCUGCGCAGCAAGCCCUUCCCCACGGCGCAGAUCUUCUCCGUCGGCCCGGCCAAGGAGGAGAAGAAGGACGUCGACAAGAACGACGCGGGCAAGCCGGUGGAGUACCCGACGUACUGGUAUCCGCCGCCGCCGUACCACCCGCACCUGUACCACCUCGCUCACAGCGCCGAGGAGGACCCCAACUCGUGCAUUAUCUGUUGAUCGACGCGCACCGUCGAUUCUCUCCCUUCUACAUUUUUGUAUCUGGCCGUCCUGCCUGGCCUGCCGAUCGAUCAGCGUACCUGCACCGGUGAUCAACGGCGUGCGUUAUGUAUAUGGCCUUGUAAGGUGUGUAAGUUGCGCCGGUGAUCCGGCAGCUGUACAGCACAGCUGCAUCUGCCUAUGCCUCUGCUUAUAGUUUGUAGUGUGCAGAUACAGAAUUACAGUAUAUGUUGGUCAGAAAGGAAAAUCAUCAAGUUGUUAAAAUGAAAAGUGUUGUGAAGGAUCAGAUAGAAUUGUUAAAAAGAAAAGUGUGGAGAAGGAUCAGAUAGAAUCAUUAAGCGAGGCAGGCACAAAGAGAUGAGAAAUUCAGGCGGACAACUAGAUUGGUCUCUCGUGCAUCUUUACAUUUACCAAUAGAAACUCUAAACGCCAAAGCUAUCCAGCUGUGCUCCAUC
This is a messenger RNA of Triticum aestivum (bread wheat), 853 nucleotides long. Its product is annotated as heavy metal-associated isoprenylated plant protein 39-like. NCBI's taxonomy places the organism in Eukaryota, Viridiplantae, Streptophyta, Magnoliopsida, Poales, Poaceae. The record is from RefSeq and is a predicted model, not a curated record. The transcript has a single exon. Bases 39 to 398 code for a protein of 119 amino acids.